Messenger RNA from Lachancea sp. 'fantastica', 1086 nucleotides. The record is from the annotation of a GenBank genome assembly. NCBI's taxonomy places the organism in Eukaryota, Fungi, Ascomycota, Saccharomycetes, Saccharomycetales, Saccharomycetaceae.
AUGCCGUUUGAAAAAGAGCUUUUUGUAGCCACUCAGGCUUUGAGAAAAACGUCAUUAUUGACCAAACGCAUCCAAUCGCAUGUCAUCGCCAGCAAAGACAGCACAAUCACCAAAGAAGAUACCUCGCCAGUGACAGUGGGUGAUUACGCUGCACAAGCCAUUAUCAUCAAUGCAAUCAAGGCCAACUUCCCCAACGAUAAAAUUGUAGGGGAAGAAGAGUCUAAAGGAUUGAGCGAUGAGUUUGUCACCAAGAUCUUAAGCGAGAUACAAGCCACCAAUGCGCAAUACAAGAGCAAGUUCGGUGCUUCUGGCUCUACAUUAGGCCAAUUCCAAUUCACAAACUCGCAAUAUCCCUUGAGCUCGCUCAAUGACGUUCGCAAAGUGAUAGAUCUGGGGGACUAUGAAGGUGGUUCUGGCUCCAGAUUCUGGUGUUUAGACCCCAUCGACGGCACAAAGGGGUUUUUGCGCGGUGAACAGUACGCAGUGUGCCUGGCUUUGAUUGUGGACGGUGUUGUACAGCUUGGAUGCAUUGGGUGCCCCAAUCUGCAGCUUUCUCAAUAUGGUGGAAAAGACUCCAAUCCUAGUUUAGCACAGGAAUUGGGAUACAUUUUCCGAGCAGUAAGAGGCCAUGGCGCUUUCUUCUCACCUACAUUGGCAGAAUUCGACUGGGCUCCCGUGCAUUGUCGUACACUUGACUCCACGAAUCCUAUGGUCUCUCUGGAGGGUGUUGAAAAGGGUCAUUCGGCUCAUUCCGAGCAAUCACAGGUCAAGGAGGCUCUAGGCAUUUCUAGUUCGCUGCACCUGGAUUCGCAGGUUAAAUACUGCUUGUUAGCUUUAGGCCUCGGUGACGUUUACCUCAGAUUGCCGUUGAAGCUGUCGUACCAAGAGAAAAUUUGGGACCAUGCUGCUGGAAACGUGCUAGUGCACGAAGCGGGCGGGUUGCACACUGAGAGUUUCAAAAAUGAGCCUCUGGACUUCUCGAAGGGCAGAACGCUGUUAUCCAAGGGUGUUAUUGCGUCCAGUGGCCCUGCAGAACUGCACGAAAAGAUAGUCAAGGCUGCGUCUGAUGUGAUGAACAGUAAAUAA